Molecule: messenger RNA, 490 nt
Organism: Notechis scutatus (mainland tiger snake)
Lineage: Eukaryota; Metazoa; Chordata; Lepidosauria; Squamata; Elapidae
Gene: SPMIP10
Product: sperm microtubule inner protein 10
Source: RefSeq, a predicted model, not a curated record
AUGAGCAGCAGCCCCAAAGCUGAACCCCCUGAGGGGUCUAAAACCAAUGGAAUUUCCAAAGGGGUCAAUACAGACCUCAGAGGGUUUAUUCAUUGCCAUUUACCAAGAUUUUCAUGCAAACAUGGAAUGAUUCCACAACUGUAUGUGAUGCCCUGGAAACAAGAUAUGAAGUACCGAGCAUUACAUUUGCAGCACGCUGAUCAAGUUGAACUAUAUAGUAGGGCCCGUGAAGACACCCUAUUUCUAGAGAAAAGUGAGAGACAUUGCCAUGGGGAGGACCGAACGAAACUUAUGCAGAAAGUUCCACAAGAAGAAUUUAUUGUGGAUAUUCCCAUUUAUUCUCACCUCUCCAAAUACCAUAAAUCCAUGGUGGCUUACGGCUUCAGGAUCAAACUGUAAGAUUCUCAUCUUCCAUUGGGAUUUCAUCAGCUGUACAUAAACAAUGUUACAAGGGAAAAAAAACGUGUGUUUGCUUGGUCUUUUUCCUAAU